Molecule: messenger RNA, 2864 nt
Organism: Nestor notabilis (Kea)
Lineage: Eukaryota; Metazoa; Chordata; Aves; Psittaciformes; Psittacidae
Gene: OGT
Product: O-linked N-acetylglucosamine (GlcNAc) transferase
Exons: 19
Biological process (GO): protein O-linked glycosylation
Molecular function (GO): protein N-acetylglucosaminyltransferase activity; protein binding
Source: RefSeq, a predicted model, not a curated record
UUUGGUGAUUCUCCAGAACCAACGAAACGUAUCCUUUCCUUCCAAGGGUUAGCGGAGUUGGCUCAUCGUGAGUAUCAGGCAGGAGACUUUGAAGCAGCAGAGAGACACUGCAUGCAGCUUUGGAGACAAGAGCCCGAUAACACUGGUGUUCUUUUAUUACUGUCGUCCAUUCACUUCCAGUGUCGCAGAUUGGACAGGUCUGCUCACUUCAGCACUUUGGCUAUUAAACAGAAUCCACUGUUGGCCGAAGCCUACUCAAAUCUGGGCAAUGUGUACAAGGAACGUGGACAACUACAAGAAGCAAUUGAACAUUAUAGACAUGCACUACGCCUCAAACCAGAUUUCAUUGAUGGAUAUAUUAAUUUGGCUGCUGCGCUGGUAGCUGCAGGUGAUAUGGAAGGAGCAGUACAGGCAUAUGUGUCUGCCCUUCAGUACAACCCUGACUUGUACUGUGUUCGUAGUGACCUGGGGAACCUGCUCAAAGCCCUGGGUCGCUUGGAAGAAGCCAAGGCCUGUUACUUAAAAGCAAUUGAGACUCAACCAAACUUUGCAGUGGCCUGGAGUAAUCUUGGCUGUGUUUUCAAUGCCCAAGGAGAAAUUUGGCUUGCAAUUCAUCACUUUGAAAAGGCUGUAACACUUGACCCAAAUUUUUUGGAUGCUUACAUCAAUCUGGGAAAUGUCCUGAAGGAGGCAAGGAUAUUUGACAGAGCUGUAGCAGCUUACCUACGAGCCUUGAGUUUGAGUCCAAAUCACGCAGUUGUGCACGGCAACCUUGCCUGUGUGUAUUAUGAGCAAGGACUAAUAGAUCUAGCAAUAGACACCUACAGGAGGGCCAUUGAACUGCAGCCCCACUUCCCUGAUGCCUACUGUAACUUGGCCAAUGCCUUGAAGGAGAAAGGCAGUGUGGUAGAAGCAGAAGAAUGCUACAAUACAGCUCUGCGACUUUGUCCCACUCAUGCAGAUUCUCUCAACAAUCUAGCAAACAUCAAACGGGAACAGGGGAAUAUUGAGGAAGCUGUCCGUCUUUAUCGGAAGGCUCUUGAGGUGUUCCCAGAGUUUGCUGCCGCACAUUCAAAUUUAGCAAGCGUUCUGCAACAGCAAGGAAAGUUACAGGAAGCUCUGAUGCAUUACAAAGAGGCUAUUAGAAUCAGCCCCACAUUUGCAGAUGCUUACUCUAAUAUGGGAAAUACUUUGAAGGAGAUGCAGGAUGUUCAAGGAGCUUUACAGUGCUACACUCGUGCCAUUCAGAUAAACCCAGCUUUUGCUGAUGCCCACAGCAACCUGGCCUCUAUUCACAAGGAUUCGGGGAAUAUACCAGAAGCCAUUGCCUCUUACCGCACUGCUCUGAAACUGAAACCUGAUUUCCCAGAUGCCUACUGCAACUUGGCCCACUGUUUGCAGAUUGUCUGUGAUUGGACAGACUAUGAUGAAAGAAUGAAGAAGCUGGUUAGCAUUGUAGCUGAUCAACUGGAGAAAAACAGACUGCCUUCUGUCCACCCACAUCAUAGCAUGCUGUACCCCCUUUCUCACAGUUUUAGGAAGGCUAUUGCUGAGAGACAUGGAAAUCUGUGUUUGGACAAGAUUAAUGUUCUUCACAAGCCACCAUAUGAGCAUCCCAAGGAUUUGAAGGCCAGUGAAGGUCGACUUCGUAUUGGCUAUGUGAGCUCUGAUUUUGGAAACCAUCCAACCUCGCACCUAAUGCAGUCAAUCCCAGGCAUGCAUAAUCCAGACAAAUUUGAGGUGUUCUGUUAUGCCCUGAGCCCUGAUGAUGGUACAAACUUCCGUGUAAAAGUGAUGGCUGAAGCAAAUCAUUUCAUUGACUUAUCUCAGAUACCAUGUAAUGGAAAAGCAGCAGACCGCAUCCAUCAGGAUGGGAUACACAUUCUCAUUAAUAUGAAUGGUUACACCAAAGGAGCCCGAAAUGAACUAUUUGCACUGAGACCAGCACCUAUUCAGGCAAUGUGGCUAGGCUAUCCUGGAACCAGUGGGGCAUUAUUCAUGGAUUAUAUCAUCACAGAUAAAGAAACCUCCCCAGUUGAGGUGGCUGAGCAGUACUCGGAGAAAUUGGCGUACAUGCCAAACACUUUCUUUAUUGGAGACCAUGCCAACAUGUUCCCCCAUCUGAAGAAAAAAGCAGUCAUUGAUUUCAAGUCCAAUGGUCAUAUUUAUGAUAACAGAAUUGUUUUGAAUGGCAUUGACUUGAAGGCUUUCCUUGACAGCCUCCCUGAUGUCAAGAUUGUUAAGAUGAAGUGUCCUGACAGCUGUGACAAUGCAGACAGCAAUGCUGCUCUCAGUAUGCCAGUCAUUCCUAUGAACACAAUUGCAGAAGCUGUGAUUGAGAUGAUUAAUCGUGGGCAAAUUCAGAUAACUAUCAAUGGAUUCAACAUCAGUAAUGGACUAGCAACUACUCAGAUUAACAACAAAGCAGCAACUGGUGAAGAAGUUCCACGCACUAUAAUUGUUACUACCCGUUCUCAGUACGGCUUACCGGAGGAUGCUGUUGUAUACUGUAACUUUAAUCAGUUGUAUAAGAUCGAUCCUUCCACUUUACAGAUGUGGGCUAAUAUCCUAAAAAGAGUUCCAAACAGUGUGCUGUGGCUGCUGCGCUUCCCAGCUGUAGGAGAACCCAAUAUUCAGCAAUAUGCACAAAACUUGGGUCUUUCCCAAAACAGAAUAAUCUUUUCUCCUGUUGCCCCCAAAGAAGAACAUGUGAGGAGAGGACAGUUGGCUGAUGUUUGUCUAGACACUCCGCUUUGCAAUGGGCACACAACUGGGAUGGAUGUACUCUGGGCUGGGACUCCAAUGGUCACUAUGCCAGGUAAUGCGAUGGGGGAACUUGCAUUGAACAGAUCAUGGAAUAGUUC